AUGGCCAUUCUCUCUUCACCCUUCCCCAGGUCGCGGAACAUUGGGAGGUUCGGGGCAAGCGAUACAGGGACUGAUUUGCCGGUGAAUGGCCUUUCAUGGCAAAGCCUGGCUGAGUACUUUCGAGCGAAACGGGCUGCAGCGAUUCCGACGAGAUGGACUAUCCCCUCGUUGACGCUGAACGAGGCAAUCCGCUCUACACAACGUCCCGUUGACCUAUUGCCACGUUUUCUCUCGCAUCACGAGAUGCAAAUCACGGCUCUAGGCGCUGCCGAACUCGCCUCGAAAAUUCGCAACUUCGAGCUGUCAUGCAUCCAAGUAGCAGAGGCUUUCUGCCAUCGGGCCGCUGUGGCGCAACAACUGACCAACUGCCUGACAGAGACGUUCUUUUCCGAAGCCAUGAACCAGGCGCGGAAGUUGGAUGCGAUUCUCAAGGCCUCGGGCGAACCAGUUGGUCCUCUACACGGGGUCCCCGUCUCCGUCAAGGACCAAAUAAUCGUCAAAGGAAAGCACACUGCCUCGGGAUACACGCUACAUGCCAAGGGUCCAGUCAAAGAACAAGAUGCACCCAUUGUGGAGACGUUGCGCAACGCUGGCGCCGUCUUGUACUGCAAAACGAACGAGCCUCAAUGUACCAUGGCCAUGGAAGCCGUGAACAACAUCUACGGCCGCACCCUGAACCCUUGGAACAGCAAUCUUGGCCCUGGAGGGUCAAGCGGUGGGGAGGGAGCUCUUCUUGGCAUGCAAGGCUCCCCCCUGGGUAUCGGAACUGAUGUGAAUGGCUCUGUCCGGGUCGCGGCUGCCUAUUGCGGGCUGUACGGGUUCAAGCCUUCGGCCAGGCGUAUUCCGACUGCGGCAAGGGAGCAUUGCAUGCUGGAGCAGGAGUCGAUUGCAUCCGUUGCGGGUCCACUUGGGCACAAUGUCGAAGACUUGGAGCUCUUCUUGCAGGUCGCUUGCGAUGCGAAGCCAUGGUUGAGAGAACCGCUUCUUCGCAUGCCCUGGAGAUCGCAAAUCAGACGCAUGCAAAGCCAGAAGCUCGCGAUCGGCAUCAUGCUAUGCGACGACGUUGUGCUGCCUCAUCCGUACAUUACGCGUGUGGUUACGGAAACGGCGCAAAAGCUGCAAGCUGCUGGGCAUGAAGUCCUCGAGUUCAAACCAUACGAGCACAAGAAAGCAUGGGACGAGAUUCAACUCCCCCUCUACUUUGCCGACGGCGGACGGGACGUGAAAGCGCUCCUUGCUGGCAAAGAACCCAUCCUUGCUUCCGCAAAACGCCUUUUAGACGACCCCAACAUCAGAGAACGCACGCUGCACGAAGUACGCAAGCUCAACCUGGCGCGGGACCUCUAUCGCGCUGAAUACCUGCAGCACUGGGCCGACACAGCCAAGGCCACGUCGUCAGGGCAGCCGAUGGACGUGCUCAUCUGCCCUGCAGCGCCAACACAGGGCACUCCGCAUGAGGUGAAGACGUGGUGGGGAUACUGCUCCCAGUGGAAUCUGCUGGAUUACCCGAGCGGAGUGCUACCCGCGGGCAGGGUGCGCUGCACGGACGCAUAUCCAGAGGGUUACGAGCCUGCGAAUGAGUUGGAUGAGGAGAACAUGAAGCUGUACGACAUCAAACUGUACGCAGACCUUCCUGUCACCAUCCAGGUUGUUGCGCCCAACCAAGAGGACGAGAGACUGAUGGGCGCCAUGAAGGUUAUUGAUGCCGUUAUCCGGGGGUAA
Molecule: messenger RNA, 1722 nt
Organism: Ustilaginoidea virens
Lineage: Eukaryota; Fungi; Ascomycota; Sordariomycetes; Hypocreales; Clavicipitaceae
Exons: 5
Coding region: 1-1722 (573 amino acids)
Source: RefSeq, a predicted model, not a curated record